UCAUUAAAAUAAGAGACCAGCACUAUAUUAUUGCGCAUUUAUAUUUUGGAAGUGCAAUUUGGUUACGUAUUUUCCAGAAAAUCUGUCAAUUGUCACAGGUACGCAGUUAGAUAAGUAAAACGAAAGGAAGGAACGUCAACUAAAAAACUUGAAAAAACCAUGGAUAGUUUCCUGAACAUGUUUGGGAAUGAAGUGAAGCACAGCUACAGUGUAGCCAGAGCCCGCAUUGAUAAAAGAUUGGAUUUUCUGAGAAAGGUGUAUGGAAUCCUGUCUGUUCAACUUCUCUUCACUUUUCUCACCGCCUCAGUAUUCAAAUGGAGCUCAGUCAUCACAUAUAUUGUACAGACCAACCAUUGGUUGGUGUUUGCAGGGAUCCUCGGGAGUCUUGGACUCUGUGUCGCUCUCCAGACCUACAAGAACGACUACCCCACCAACUACAUGCUCUUGGCAGGAUUCACAGCGGUUGAGGCCAGCUUGGUAGGAACAGUAGUGACUUAUUACAGGGUGGAGAGUAUUAUCGAAGCCUUCCUCUUGACCAUGGUCGUCACUGUCUGCCUCACCGCCUACACCUUCCAGUCCAAGAUGGACUUCGACCGAUUCAAUGCAGGGAUCUUCUCCCUCAUGAGUAUUUUGUUCUCUUUCCUAUUCCUUCAGAUAUUCUUUCCCAUGUCUGGAAUGAGCCGCAUGAUUUCGGUUGGCUUUGCAGUGCUCUACUGCAUGUAUAUCAUCUACGACACAGGACUGAUCAUGGAGCGCUUGACCCCAGAGGAAUACAUUAUCGCCCCCGCAAUCCUCUACAUGGACAUGGUCGCACUCUUCCUGCGCUUGUUGAAACUCCGUGGAGAACGCGAAAGACGCAAUGAUUAGAUUAAAGACUGGUUUCCUACUCGAUCAGAUUAUUACACCAAUGAAAUUUAUUUUGAAUGAUUUGGAAAAACACAUCCUGUUGUAUCGUCAUAAUCCAUUGUGGCUUUAAUGUCCUGUGUUUUUUUCCUGUUUUAUAACAGCUUUGAACUGGCCUAUUGUUUUGUUUUGAUAUUGUAUCUUCAGUAUGUAAGGGAAAAAAAAUUAAAGAAUCAAUUCUAAAUUAAAUACCACAUUCAUUGUCUUCUAAACAUUCUUAUGUAAAUUUAAGAUUGGAUUGUUUCUGAAAAAUUGAGAUGCUUUGGAACAUUGUAUAAUAUCAUAAGAUUCCUCUCUGUUGAUAUUCUCACAAUAUUUACCUUAAAAACUUAUUUAAAACCCAUUAAUUGUUUUUUGUUCAAAGCUUAAUUUUUGUUUUUUUAAUAUAUUUUAUUUUCAGUUGCCAUAUUUGUUUAAUUAAACAGAAUUAAUUUUCAAUUUCUUUGCAUGACUAUCAUCUUUUGGUAUACCAACAGAGUACUCCAGUAUUUCAGGAGUGAUAAAACUAUAGAUGUUCAUGCUUGUGUAUAUGAUAUAUAAGAUCAUUUUUAAAAAAAUAAAAUGAUUUCUAUUUAA
Molecule: messenger RNA, 1479 nt
Organism: Magallana angulata
Lineage: Eukaryota; Metazoa; Mollusca; Bivalvia; Ostreida; Ostreidae
Product: protein lifeguard 4-like
Exons: 8
Coding region: 160-867 (235 amino acids)
Biological process (GO): negative regulation of apoptotic process
Cellular component (GO): membrane
Source: RefSeq, a predicted model, not a curated record